UGACUCACUUUUCUUAUGACUGUUUGCUCUUCAGGUAGAUUUCUCAGUGGCCAACCAGAACCAUGGACAGCUCGGCAAAAGGAAAUAAAAAAGAUGCGCAAGAUGGACCACCCAAAGAUACGAAGCUGCCUACCAGCGAAGCACUUCUGGACUACCAUCGUGAGAUAAAGGAGAAUGCAGUGGAACGAAUCAUGUUUCAGAUCAAGAAGCUGAGGGACAGGAACCAAAGGUACCAAGACAGGAAUAGACGCCUCAAAGAAGAACAGAAAUGGCACAUAAAGAACCUCCUGAAAGAGCUGACCGAGGAGAAGUCAGAAGGAGCCCCGAUCGUGACAAGGGAAGACGUUGAGGAAGCAAUGAAGGAAAAAUGGGAGUUUGAAAGAAACCAGGAGAAAAACUUGAAAGAAAUGCGCUUACAAAUAAAUGAUGCUGAGAAGCUGUUUCUUGAGAAACUCAGUGAAAAGGAGUAUUGGGAAGAGUACAAGAAUUCAGGGAGUGCACAGCAUGCUCAACUCAUUCUUUCCUUACAAAAUGACAUCGAAACAGUCAAAGAAAAUGCCGAGAAAAUGUCAGGUCAGUUGCCGCAGAGUUCAUUCAAAUUCAAUAAAAUAAUGAGCA
This is a messenger RNA of Peromyscus maniculatus bairdii (prairie deer mouse), 618 nucleotides long. NCBI's taxonomy places the organism in Eukaryota, Metazoa, Chordata, Mammalia, Rodentia, Cricetidae. The record is from RefSeq and is a predicted model, not a curated record.